UAUAUUUUAUAUUUUUUCGGCCGAGCGCCCCCUAUGGGCCAGCCGCCACUGUUUUACACAGUGUCCUAACUUUUUUGGGUUGUAGAUUAGAUAACUGCAUAAAACAGCACGUGUGUGUAUGGGUGUACCUGAAUAUGACUGUAUUUAAUGCCAAUAAUAUGCAAAUAAGAGUGUGUUAUAACAGUCAUUUAACAUACACAGGAUAUUACAGGUUGUUUUUUGAAACAUGAAUUGUGUAUGAACAGCCUCGAUAAUAUAGUUGCAGAAGAAGGCUUGACUUGAACUAGGCUUUGGAAUCAGAAUUCGAAUCAGAAUUGUUUUUUUUUAAAUCUUUAUUGAAAAGACUGACUAAGGAAUUCGAAUCAGAAUUGUUUUUUUUUUAUCUUUUUUGAAAAAGACAAACAGAUGUACACAGAACAGCAGACAGGUGCUCCAAUAUACAUGUAUCAUCACAAAAAAAUAAUAAAUAAAUAAAUCAGAGUACACUAAGGAUGUCAUAAGGUUUGUAAUAAAGGUGAUGUCAUUUUCUCCAUGGACAAAAUACAUUAUCACACUUCUACAGUCAAUUAAGAUGUUUAUUUUUGAGAUCAGAAAUUGAUAGAUUGGGCACAGUGGAAUUCGAAUCAGAAUGUAGAUGACGUCAACCUGCUCAUUUGCAUAUCGAACAGUAUUUAAAUCUCGCGCCUGAGGAUGAGACCCACACAGUGAGACCGACACAGGAAGAGUACAGUGCGAACAGAGCUCCUUAAUCUCUCCGCGACCUGCAGUAGUUAUUGUCAACGAUUUUGUUCGAGAUGUACAACUUUAUGUUCAGCAGCUCUGAUGUUCUUCACCGCUAUGAAGAAAAAUAUGGUGUUUCCCAAGUGGGGACAGCUCCAGGGAGUGCCACCAAUCUGGACCAUGAUGAUGGCUACUUCUCCGAUCGCUGGAGUCAAACGUUUCCUGGCCCUCUGCUGAGCAAAGAGAUACAGAAAGAGGACCUGGUUGCCUUUAUCCAGAAGAAAUCUCAGGAGUGUCUCCUGCAUGUGGAUGAACCUUGGCAAAAAGAAGCCUACAUCUUCUGGAUGAUUAUGGAGCUCUUCUGCAAGAAAGAUGGAAAACCAAUGAUGUGUGAAGUCGCACCAUGUGUCUUCAAGGGUUACAGGUGUCUGAGGAAGAACAGAGCAAAAGUUAUUGGUGGGGAGAAUCAGGAAAAUUGGUGCCUUUCUCUGGCACAUCUCUUGUGCUUCCCUGUCCCAGACGACGAGAAAAAAGAAGCUCUGAUUGAAAUGGCAGACAGUCUUGCCCACAAAGGACAGUUUUUUCCUGCACAGAUCUGCUAUGUGGUAGCCCAACAAGAACUGGGAACAUACAGUAACGCCAUCUUUGACCUGAUUGGAUGUGGAAGCAGGUUGCAGCUAAACAGUAAAGCAGCCAUCAGGGAAGCGAUUGAGCGUACUGAAAUCUAUGAAUACAUGCUGUUCCUGUCCUCCGGGUUCGCUCAGAAAAACUUCCAGAAAUACAAGGCCUUGCAUGCCAUCAAGCUUGCCGAAGCUGGACUUCCUGAUCGUGCUCAUGAGUAUGGUGUAUGCAUUGCUACAGCAGUGAUCGCUUCAUCCAUCAGCGUCUCGGGGCAGCUGAAGAGACUGAUGAUGAUGUUAUAUAAAAUGCUGCACCAGAAGAAGUCAGAAGAUCUUGACCAAGAACAGUUCACACAUAGCUGCCAUAACGUGUCUUUGGAGACUGCGGACUCCAAAUGUGGCCUAAUGUCUGGUCAGACUCCUGCACUCCAGCUUUCUCUUCCAGAGAUGAUCGUUACACCGCAGGAAGUGUUAGAGUCGAGGUACAUUCAGGGAGAGCUGCUGGGACAAGGAGGCUUUGGCUAUGUGUUUGCAGGAGUCCGUAAGGAGGAUGGGAAACAGGUUGCUAUUAAAUAUGUCUCCAAGGCAAGUGAUGACAAAUACAUCAACAUUCCCGGAGAGAAGGACCCCCUCCCUCUGGAAGUUGGCUUGAUGCUGAUGACGUCCACGCAGAGUCACUGUGAAAAUGUAGUAGAGCUGCUGGAAUGGUUUGAAGUGACUGAGUGGAUCAUCCUGGUUCUGGAGCGACCCAGUCCCUGCAUGGACCUGCAGGAGUAUUGUAGUUCUUACUACAAUAAUGAAAUGCCUGAAACACUGGCUCGUGACAUCAUGUGGCAGGUGGUUCAGGCUGCUCGUCACUGUUGUGAUCACGGAGUUCUGCAUCGUGACAUCAAGUCUGAGAAUCUUCUCAUCAACACCGAGACAUUGCAAGUAAAGUUGAUCGACUUUGGCUGUGGCGACUUGUUAAAGGACUCCUACUACACGAGCUUUUAUGGAACUCCUGUUUAUUCUCCUCCUGAGUGGAUAUGUGACAAGCAGUAUCUGGGACGUCCUGCUACUGUCUGGAGUCUGGGUGUGCUCCUAUAUUACUUGCUCCAUGGAGACUUUCCCUUUGAGACCAAAGAGGAAAUUAGUAAUUGGCACGUAUAUGUAGAUCGUACGCUGUCUAGAGACUGCCGUGAACUCAUAUUAUGGUGCCUGAAGAAAGAUCCUCAGUCUCGGCCAUCCUUGGAGGAGAUCAUCAGACACAAGUGGUUUACUUCAAGUGGAACUUCACAAGUGAAACUUCAGGAAGACCUGUGCCCGAUGUUUCACGAGAUGCCUGCGUAUCAGCUUUUUCCUCAGACACCCUGGAGGAGCCUAGACGGAGUGCUGCGGAAAAAAAACCCCAGCAGCUACGCGUUUGAGACGGUGACUGUGUGAACCACUGGUUUGUGACCUCAUGCUUCAGGUGGUUCAGGCUGCUCAUUAUUACUGUGACUGCAAAAUUCUUCAUCGCGACUUUAAGGCAGAGAAUCUUCUCCUCAACAGAGUGCAAAUGAAGUUAAUUGACUUUGACUGUGGGGACUUGUCAAAGGACUUCGUCUCCACGAGCUUUGAAGCAGACAUCCUGCUACUGGACACUUUCCCUUCCAGACCAAUGAUGAUCUGAACAUACUUGUCGAUCAUGAGCUGUUGAGAGGUCUGUGUCCUGAAACACAUCCUUGGUGCUCCAAACCUUUACAGCACAAAAAUAACCAAAAAAAACAAGUAAAUGAGAUGUAACCUUACAAAAUGUAGUGUUCACAUUAUUAUUGGAGAUUUCUGUUUAAAUAUUAUUAUUAUUAUUAUUAUUAUUAUUAUUAAUUAUUAUU
Neoarius graeffei (lesser salmon catfish) is the source of this 3193-nucleotide messenger RNA. RefSeq lists its product as uncharacterized. NCBI's taxonomy places the organism in Eukaryota, Metazoa, Chordata, Actinopteri, Siluriformes, Ariidae. Bases 795 to 2762 code for a protein of 655 amino acids. The record is from RefSeq and is a predicted model, not a curated record. Gene Ontology annotation, molecular function: protein serine/threonine kinase activity; ATP binding. Gene Ontology annotation, cellular component: cytoplasm. The transcript has 19 exons. Gene Ontology annotation, biological process: protein autophosphorylation; regulation of mitotic cell cycle; negative regulation of apoptotic process.